AUGCCUCCGGGCCCUGUUUUGAAUUCCCUCCACGGGUCCGCCAACAGGGAGAGCAAGCUAGAAAGCACCUGCGGCCCCAGCGUCGCUGCCCAACUCGAUGGGCGUGCGGAUCGUGGAGCAAAUCAUACAAUGCGAGCAGUGAGCAAAGCAUCAAUGGGAAGUUCCAUUAACUGCGAUCCCAGGGACAGAGACCUACCGUUGCCACCAAUCCCAGCGCUGCCCAAAAGUUAUUCCAUUGGAAACAAGAUGAUCCAAAGCCGACCUGAUAGGGCACAAAUUCGGCCGAAAACACCGACUUCGUCUAGCACUUCGACGCCUCCGAAAGCUGCACGGGGAAUGGAGGUGCCAAAAAAUCUGAACUCGGCCGCGAGCCAUACAAACGAGAAACCGGAUGUACCGGUAAACCGUCGCCCAAGGGCUGCAAUCCAAAACUGCUACGUGACAGCUAAAUACUCAUCCGCACCUGCGAUGAUCACGGAACCGUUAAUAGACUUGACGCCUCCACGUCAGAUGCAAUUAUCGGUUACUGCAUGUCCUGCAUUAGCGCCUUCUGGGAUAUCGUCACUCGCAACGAAUGAAAAGGAGGAAAACGUGACACUGGUCCUCCAGGCUCAACCACAGCAAUACUGGCUUGGCCGCCUAUCAACCCUCGUAAACAGCCUCCAGUAUGAAGAUGCCUUUGACGAACCGGAUCCCAUGAUCACGCAUCGUGCCCCAUCGAGGACAAAGCUCCUCAAGUCUUGCGGGAUAGAGAGCAUUGAAGAAUUCAACAUUAAGCGCGCGUUUGCAGCCCUGGAAAAAGCAUGCAUGACCUCAGAAGCAACAAAGAGCCUCCAUAGGUUUAAAGAUGAAUAUGAACGCAGAUACACCAAGUCUGGAGUCCCAAGACCGGCGAAAGGAGGUAACAAAGCUGGCCUUGCGGAUGGCCGACAGACGGUGGUUCGAGUUGGGAUGAAAGCAGCGGGAGGGGCCAAAGGUAAAUAG
Uncinocarpus reesii 1704 is the source of this 984-nucleotide messenger RNA. RefSeq lists its product as uncharacterized. Bases 1 to 984 code for a protein of 327 amino acids. The transcript has 2 exons. Lineage: Eukaryota; Fungi; Ascomycota; Eurotiomycetes; Onygenales; Onygenaceae. The record is from RefSeq and is a predicted model, not a curated record.